Exophiala dermatitidis NIH/UT8656 is the source of this 2293-nucleotide messenger RNA. RefSeq lists its product as uncharacterized. NCBI's taxonomy places the organism in Eukaryota, Fungi, Ascomycota, Eurotiomycetes, Chaetothyriales, Herpotrichiellaceae. Gene Ontology annotation, biological process: protein import into nucleus. The record is from RefSeq and is a predicted model, not a curated record. The coding region runs from base 276 to 1829 and encodes 517 amino acids. The transcript has a single exon. Gene Ontology annotation, molecular function: guanyl-nucleotide exchange factor activity; small GTPase binding. Gene Ontology annotation, cellular component: nucleus.
CUGCUGCACCUGUUCAUUGUUGUGAAUCAUCAUUGACCACUUCAGUCCAUCACUCAGCCUCCUACCUCCGACAACACCACGACUUGCCUCAAGUAUUUCCAUGUGUACCUCCUCUCAGACUCCUUCCUUUCUGUCGCUAUCACCCUGAAGGCUUCCAACAAUCGAAGAUAUGAGACGACGCCCUUCGUUACCACCUCCUAGCUCAUACACAAGUGCCUCUCAAUAGUCGCCACCUAUCACACACCCAGAGAGCAGCGUCUCUCUCUGAAUCUCACAUGCCAGACGACCAAGAUCCCCUUUCAUGGGAUCUCGAUUCCGCAAUCAGUCUCCUCAAAGCUCUCCGAUGCCCCAAAUACGAUCCCUCCGCUGCUCCUGGUUCUCUGCCACCUCCUGCGCAGCACGAUGUAAGCGAUGAGCAAGCCGGUCAUUCACUCGGCGAUUUCUCCACCCUUUGGGAUUUUCUGCAGCGGCCUCAGGCAUCAGCCAAUCAACAAGUGUCCAACCGAGUAAACGAUGAAGUUGGCAACCCGGAGGACUCCGAAUUAUUCAAAUACAAAGUAAACGACGAAUCUGUCGCUGAAGUCGAGGUCAAUCCCGUGAACAAAGGCGUUCGAUGGAGAGAUGAGGCGGACGGCGAUGAACUCGAGGAUAAUCUCUCCACUUCUAAAGUCACUGCAGCCUAUAUCCGCAACAAAAAGCGUGCAGAGCGGAGAGCGAGAGCCAAAGAAAGGGCGGAGAAACUUGCUGCUCAAUUACAGCAGAAAUCCACAUCUGACACCACCGACCUUGAAUCUGGCGAAGAACUAGAAUCGCUACGCAGGUCCCCGGACCGUCGAGCUGUCAUCGACGACAUCCUCGGUCGACCAAGGCCAGCUGUUCGCGAUACCUAUUCUCCGCCGACUUCUCCCUCGCCACCUAAGUCGUUAACCCGAACGCCAAAGAAGACUUGGCCUACUUCCAAUCCCUUUCUCUGGACAGCUCCUGGUGUUCCCUCACCGUCGCACCGUACAGUCGUUACUCCACGCGAUGGACUCUCUCCAAGAGCCAGAAAACAAGCUCUUAUUACGGCACUGAUGCGACAUUAUCCCGAAGAAAAGAAAUAUCUGAAAAAUUCCGGAUUGCUCGAACCUGCAUUUACACCCCUGAACGUAUCCAAAAUCGGCAUACAUGUGUUUGUCGACAUUUCCAACAUCUCCAUCGGCUUUCACGACUGCUUGAAACUAGCCCGUGGCAUGCCCCGGGAGACACGACUCAAACGUGUCCCGCUUUGUUUCCACAAUUUUUCACUGGUUCUUGAGCGAGGCCGCCCAGCUGCGAAGCGUGUCCUCGUUGGAUCGGACAAAUACGCUGCCAUUGAACAGGCCAAAUCGCUCGGCUUUGAAACCAACAUUCUUGAACGUGUGCACAAGGCCAAAGAGCUGACGCCGCGACAGAAGAAGUAUCUUUCGGCAGGGGAAACGAGUGGCUCUGAAACGAACACGACUUUCCCCAAAAACACGCCGGCCGCGGAGAAGUGGGUCGAGCAGGCUGUGGACGAAAUUCUGCACCUGAAGAUCCUCGAAUCGCUGAUCGACGCCGAGAGGCCUAGCACAAUCGUCCUCGCCACAGGUGAUGCCGCUGAGGCGGAAUACUCUGGUGGCUUUCUCAGGAUGGUUGAGCGAGCCUUGGAAAAGGGUUGGUCUGUCGAACUGGUCAGUUUCCGACUCAAUACGAGUAGUCUUUACAAAAGAAAGGAGUUUCGUGCCAAAUGGGGUCCGAUGUUCAAAUGGAUUGAGCUGGACCCAUUUGUGGAGUUUUUGAUCAACGAAGAGGAUGCCGAUCAAGACUAAUGGUUGUGCUCCGUUUUGACCAAGAGAGCUUUCAUUAAUGAUUGGCAUUAUCUGCUUGGCCUAGGACAUGAUGUUUUCGAAGCUGGGCAGUGUACGCCCACGGCAUUGGAGAAAGGAGUCCUAGUAUCAGCUUGCGCAACGCAUAGCGAGGUCGGCGGACUCUUUUCCCUUCAAUCACCGUGGCGGAUUGGCUACGCUUUCUGGCCGUUUUGACUGUAUAGUGUUUGGUCUCUUUGGCGUUUGUUGCCGGGCGCUUCAGCCAGGCAAUGAUCAACAAGGACCUUUUAAACGCGUGUUGUUUUGCCCAGUCAGGUAGCUGAGGAACUGUCCACGUCAUGAUGGACAGACACCUCCUGAUAGUAUGAUUGAUCUCUCCAUGUUUUCGAUUUAUUCUCUUCAAAGUGAUAUUGUUAGACCGACUCCGCUAGCCAGUAGGAUAUCAAUUAUAAGUCCAGAAUUUCCCA